CUCCUCGUCAAGUGUACCCCAGCUCAACGUAAAGCAAUUUUGAAAGCAGCCGACGACGCUUUAGUAAAAACCAUUUGUGAGUGUGUAUUCAACGUACUUAAAGAAACAGUCCCUGUCAGGAAACCGGCGAAGAGAAAACUUCUUAAGCACAAGAAAGCCUUGACUGCUCUAGCUGAAAAGAGUACCCCGCUAAACAAGAAAAAGCAAAUCUUGAUACAACACGGAGGAAACUUUUUAAGUGUUUUGCUACCUCCCGUUCUUCGAGUGUUGAGCUCGCUUCUUAGUUAAGAUGAAUCAUACAAGACGCAUGGUUCUCGUUCCUGAAAACACUCUGGAACGAUUGCAGCAACGCCAGCAGAUAUUAACACCACCUGUAACACAAACUCUGAAAAAUCUGGAUAGCCAAAUGGGGGAUAUUUUAGAAAGUAAACAACUUGGUGAUGAGGAAAAGGCGAAGCUUUACAAUCAGGUGUUGCAACGGUACUUGACUUAUUACGAUCAGCGGAAAGGCCAACCUCUCCAUGUGAAGUUAACGGCCCCUAAAACUACAGAAACCCCCAAACCAGCUGAGAACGCAGAAUCUACAGAGGAAGCUUCUCCAGAUAAUUCUCUUCCAACAGCAGUAGAGGAAGAGGUCAUGAAAAGUGUACCCAGAAUUUACAAAGCUGGGGCUAGACAGUUGUUGGAUAAAAUUAAAAAACACCAGGAUGUGUUGCACUGGAAUGAUAAAGGAGAGCUGUUGUAUGAAAACAAACCAAUCCCAGGUUCUCAUGUGGUCGACCUAGUCAACGACACAUUGCGUCACCGAAAAGGAUUUGAACCAGUGGGAUGGUCCGUGUUUGCGAGGGGCCUGGCGCGAAUGAAUGUCCCCGAAAACUUGGUUUGUAAUCCCCAACGUCAGAGUGCCAUAAGAGAGUUAAAGCAAGAGUGAGAGAGGAGACCCCAGAAAGUCCUUCGCGUUGGCUACCCACCCCACCUGUGACGUUGUCUUCUGUCAAAAAGCAGAGGCGCAGAGUCGAGAGUCCUCGCCCUCAGGCUGUUCGAUGGUUACGAUUAUAA
Molecule: messenger RNA, 1059 nt
Organism: Porites lobata
Lineage: Eukaryota; Metazoa; Cnidaria; Anthozoa; Scleractinia; Poritidae
Source: the annotation of a GenBank genome assembly